Molecule: messenger RNA, 2590 nt
Organism: Patiria miniata (bat star)
Lineage: Eukaryota; Metazoa; Echinodermata; Asteroidea; Valvatida; Asterinidae
Product: TNF receptor-associated factor 6-like
Exons: 7
Coding region: 322-2277 (651 amino acids)
Biological process (GO): regulation of apoptotic process; positive regulation of JNK cascade; tumor necrosis factor-mediated signaling pathway
Cellular component (GO): plasma membrane signaling receptor complex
Molecular function (GO): ubiquitin-protein transferase activity; zinc ion binding; tumor necrosis factor receptor binding
Source: RefSeq, a predicted model, not a curated record
AACCCUGAUAACCCGGAUAUACGAUAACUUUACAUUCAUUCUUGUAGAAAUGUGUAUAGAAUAGAUUCGUAAAGAGAUAGUUUUGCCUGUCUACUUUAACUAGUUUUAUACGACAAGCCCAUCGAUGAUCAAGUUGACAUGACCAACAUGAGCCUGCAAUCAGCAAUGCCGCAAAUGGGCAUGGCGAUGUCUGACAAGGGAUGAUUCAAUUCAUUCGACCAUGGAGCCAAUAGCUCCAUGGUUCAACAUGUUCAACUUCAUAGUUUUUGGUCCACAAUGGCUUGAGUUUCCAUCGAACCGUGAAAAGUAAGAAACGCAACAAUGGAGGGCAAAAGUGAGAAGGAACUUGCCCUAGAAGAAGACCCUCCCCCACCCCCACCAGGCGCCGCAGUUCACCCUACGCCUGGACCAACGCUAGACUCCUACAUGAGCAUCGAUGACAGCACGGAGGGUUACGAUUUGAAGUUUGAACCUUAUUUGGAGCAGAAGUACGAGUGUCCCAUCUGUCUUAUGUGUCUGCGGGAACCAGUGCAAACUGAAUGUGGACACCGGUUUUGCCGUGCGUGUAUUUUGCGUUCACUAAGGGAUGCAGGCAACAGAUGCCCUGUAGACCAACAACCACUGCAAAAGAUGUUUCCUGAUCUUUGUGUGAGACGGGAAAUCAUGGAUCUGAUGGCUCAUUGCCCUCAUCCGGAAUGUGUCGAGAUUGUAGAACUCAGAAAUAUGGAGGCUCACCAAGAGAUGUGUCCAUAUGGGCUACAACCUUGCCCCAAUCAUUGCGGUGAAAUGUUACAACGCCGGCGUAUCGACAACCACAUGAAGAAAGAUUGCUCAAAACGACCCAUCAACUGUGAAUUCUGUAACGUUGUCAUCGCCCUGGACCACACGCAGGUCCAUCUAGAUACAUGCCCAAAGGUUACCAUUAGUUGUGAGUACUGCAAAGAGGCGAUGAUACGAGAACGACUCAUGGUACAUCUUAAAAAUCUCUGCCCUAAGAUGGUCGUCUUGUGUCGAUUCCACGCCAUUGGCUGUACUGAAAAGAUGGAACGUGAGCUGAUGACAGAUCACCUGACAAUGUCAAUGGAGAAACAUAUGGAGUUAAUGGCCUCAAGAUUAGAAGUGAUCCAACCUCCACCCAAUCGUUCCUCAUCACAUCAAGAACACGAGGUACCAGACCUAUCUAUGUUUGAGCAUUAUGAAUAUUCAGUUUAUCCACCAUAUGCAAGCCCCAAAGUCCGACCAGCUACCGCAGACAUGGGCACCAGUGGCAUGGGUACCGUUUUGCCAUCUGUUGCAUCAGUCUACAGCCCUUCUCCAGUUCCCGCGAAGACAUCGGAAGUCAACUUUGCCCCGACAUUCAAAUCAGGAGUAACGGAUACAGAGAAACACGCCGCCAAGACAUUAGAUCAAGAAAAGUUGCAACCGUCUCAUCUGAAGACGUCUAUGAGUGUUCCUCAUCAAAGGGAGAAGCCUCACAUCAUGCAAAGAUUCCCCUCUGCCGAUCCUCGGUACCCCGCCGCUGAGUCUAAAAGCUCCUCUGUCAACCCACGAAUCACCGCUGCAGAUCACCGGUAUUCAACAGGAGACCUCAGUGUGCAAUUUCGCCGGUUCCCAUCCGUCGAAUCUGACUAUCAAGACGUUGAUGUCGGCAGAACCGUACAGAAAAUGGCGGAAGAAUUGCGAGCGUUGAAGGAGAAAAUGAAGGUACAAGAGCAGCGAGCAGCCAUGCAAAAACAAGAAAUGAUUGAACUGCAUCUGAAUUCCCAGCACAGAAUCAAGGAAUUGACCGACUCCGUAGCAAAGUUAGAAACUAGACUUUGUGGUGGUGAGUUCUACUGGAGACUAGAGGGCUACUCCGGGUUGUUACAGGAAGCAUCAAGGGGAGAGACAAGUGUACGUCAUAGUCAGGGAUUCUACACUGGUUUCUACGGCUACAAACUCUGUCUGCGGGUCAAUUUCAACUCCCCCGAUAGCGGGCACAGUCAGCACAUCUCGCUCUUUGUUCACUUCAUGAAAGGUGAAUUUGAUGAUAUUCUGGAGUGGCCGUUCAGCGGCACCAUCACGUUGUCCAUUCUAGAUCAGAACGACGACACGUUGAAACGGAAACCUAUCAGCGAAACGCUCGUAGCCAAACCAGAGCUGGCUGCCUUCCUACGACCUCGAACAAAUCGUAAUCACAAGGGGUUUGGAUACAUGGAAUUUGCACCCCUUGAAAUGCUGACUAGUGGAGCGUAUAUCAAGAACGAUAGCAUCAUAAUCAAAGUUAGAGUUCAUUAAUACAUAUUAUAACUAGGGGUGUGCAUUUAUGGGUAGUACAGGAACCGGGCUCCCGAUUGAAAGAAACCACAGGUACCCGGGUAUCCAUUCAAGAAACCCAACCCCAAAAUUCAAAUCUCAGAGGUUGUGCUUUUCAGAUUGUUUACCAAGGUCCAUGUAAUAAUACUACCGCAUAUGUUCGUCAAUGCAGAAAGAUGCAAGUGUGUACACUGUACAGUGAGCUGUAUAAUUAUAAGAUGGAAUUUUUGCGCCGGGGUGAUAUUAUUCAAAUUAGGUUUUGCCCUUCACCAACGUUUUUAAACACUGUAUACUC